UCUCGCUCUUCCACCAGCCUGCCGGCGAAAUUGUCUGCCUCAAGGUUGUGGGCAUGUAUGAUGGAUGGUCUAGGAUGCCUUUGUUACUCCCGAAGACGAGAGUACUGCGACGAGUGGCUGGGGUGAACCAUGCGCUCACGCCGAAAUUUGUUUGCGGAAUCGCCUCUCGCGCGCCACCGAUCCCACGCCGCAGCAAUCUCUCCAACUACUCGCAACUCGUAUCGCGAAGGCACUUCAGUGUGGGCUCGAGGUGUCUCGAUCAGGAUCUCCUGAACUCGUCGACUGAGGUUCUCAACCUCCGUCUUAAGCUUGAGUUCGAUGAGCACAAGGACAUACGAACUUAUUUGCGAAAAUGGCAGCGGUCUCAAUCCAACGACAUGGAUCCUGUCCGAGGACCCGGAACCUCAAAUCUCUUGGAUGCGUCGGCGCCUUGGGUGGGGAACAUGUUGAACGACAACCGUGAGGCUCACGAUGCCGGAAGUGAUGCUCUACGAGCGGCAGAUGAUGCCUUCGAUUUCACGAACGCCGCCGAUGAAGGAGAGGGUCUUCAUCAGUACUUGGAGCCCGGAGAUCUCGUUGCAAUGACUGGCGUCGACGGUGUUCUGACAUUUGCGAUAUACAUACGGUCCAUCCAUAAACAGCAACAGUUUUAUACGGACCGAGGGAAAUGGCGGGUAGCAUUUGCAAAAGAUCUCGACUAUGUCGUCAAGCGGUUUGUGCCUCCCGAGAUGGUCGCGCCUCUGCACCCACACGUCCCCGGCGUAGCCGCCCAGAUGAAGAGAGAAUUCCAGUCGGUUAUCGAAGGUGGAGUACCGAGGAACGUCGGGGCUGAUCUUCUCAAGAAGAUAUACAGCUUCGAUCGGGAUGUGCGAGAGCUCUACCGCGCCAAUGCAGCCCGACUCGACAGUAUCCAUGAUAUAGUGGCCGACGACGAGAAUUACCGGGAAUACACGUUGGAGGAGCUUACCUGCAAGACACUUGAUAUCCCAAGGGAUCAGCUGAAUGAUGUGUUUUUGUUCCUUGUGCAUCGUGUCGCCCAUGCCCACUCUUUCUUUGUCGAGAAUGACCGGAGUUCGCUUUUUACCAAUAGUUACCUCGUCAAACCGAGACGGAUCGCCAUGGUCCUUCAAAAGGUCACUACCUGGGCUCACCAACACCAAGACUAUCUUUACCGGAAUGUUCAUGGCAAAGGGGUCGCCAACUUCAAAGACCAUCCUUUGCAGAAAUUCAUCCAAAAGGCUCAGCGACUCAUAAAGCUCAGCCGAAGCGUUCGUGCACCGACGACGAUGGCUUACGUCGGCCCAAGUGCUCAGCGAUUUGCCCCGGAUCAGGAUGGCAAGCACGCGGCCUAUCGUGAAAUCUUUACGGAAAAGUUCACCGAUACCGAUCGUAUCAUCAUCGAGUACCUUCAGCUAUGGUGCCUUCCACCACGCAGAAUGACAUCCGGGACCAUGCGCUCGGCCGGUUCGCAUAUCAUGCGUAGCACAGGCAUGUAUGGUGCUGUGGAAUUAAAUCCAUUGACGGCAACUCUGUUUCUUCAAGAACUAGGUGUUUUCUACCCCUGGGAGAACCUGCGCCUGCUCGAUCAAGGUCUAGCCCUCCCGGGCCACGGCAUCUCGCCCAGCUCGGAUGCCUCGUGGGUGGAAGUUCAACGUGAGUGCGAGAAACUUGACUCCGGGAAGCUUCUCGACAAGAUGCAGAACGUGCGGACUGACUGGGGCGAUCUACCGGUCUACUGUGUGGACGAUGUGACCGCCGAGGAAAUCGACGACGGUGUCUCGCUCGAACGCAUACCAGGAUCGAAGGAUACCUUCUGGAUCCAUGUGCAUGUCGCCAACCCUACGGCAUUCCUUGAUUCUGAUGGCACGAUCAUGAAAUAUGCUGCUUCGCGCCUCCAGACGAUGUACGCCCCCGAGCGUACAUACCCCAUGCUGCCCAGCCGUUUCACACAAGAACACUUCAGCUUGGCUUCCGGUCGUCCAACACUAACCUUCAGCGCCAAGAUGAAUAUGCAAGGCGAGAUUCUGGAUACCAAGAUCGCGAACGGAAUCGUUAGGAAUGUGAUUUACAUAACGCACGACAAGCUGCGCAGCCUUUUCGAGCCCAAAACCGGAACGGCGUUGGAACCUUUGAAGGUGGGAGGACAACUGCCGAAGAGGAACUUGCGUGAAUGCUUGCAAGAGGAGCUGGCUUCCGAGGACGAAGACAACUUCCAUACACUGAGACAGUUGAUGUUGGCAUUCCGGGAGCACCGACGCCGAAACGGCGCCAUGGAAUGGCCCUUACCGAUCGAUAUCUCCGUCUCCAUGGCGGUCGGGACGAAGCCUCUGGCACCCACUAACAUGAAAGUGCCAGAUGGACGUUACGUGAUUGGAGAUCCUGUUAUCCAGCUGGCCCAACAACAGGCCGAUCCUCAUGAGGUCCCUGAUAUCACGAAGCGCAACCUCAUCUCGACCCUAAUGAACCUGGCGUGUUGGGUCUCUGCAAAGUGGAUGGCCGAGCGCAACAUCCCCACCAUAUAUGACGGAACGUACUACCACCCGGAAUACCCACGGGUGACCAACGAGAACUUGUCGGAAUACGGAGGGCAGUCGUGGCUGCACUUGGCAGCCCCUAAGGGGAUCUCUUCGUCUAGCCCGCUUCACCAUGCCCCCCUUGGACUCGAUGCCUAUGUCAAAUCAACCAGUCCCUUACGGCGAUACACAGACGUCCUCGCGCACUACCAAAUCGAGGCUGCGCUUCGCUUCGAGCACGAGCAUGGCCGCCGCCUGGACGCUCAGACCGAUGCGCUCGCUCUACCCUUCUCCCGGGAACAAGUGGACGAGUAUCUUUCGCGGUCUCAGUGGAAGCGCAACCGCAUACGGGACUGUGACGUGGCGUCGAAGCAGUUCUGGGCCUGUAUGCUCCUGUUCCGCGCCUUUUACUUCUCCGAGUGCGCCCUCCCGGAGACAUUCGAGUGCCUGAUCCAGCGCCCGUGCAGCAGUACCUCCAUGGCUGGAACCCCGUACGGGCAUGGAUAUACGGCGGUUAUGACAUCCCUGGGAGUCCGCUGCCAAGUUCUGAUCCCCGAGGAGAUGUCCGACGCCCCCGAUCUGGACAUCCUGAGUGUUGUGGAAGCUAAGAUUACGGCGGUUGAUAUGGCACGCUCGAUUGUUGUCUUGGAAGCGACCCGGGUGAUCAAGCCCUUUCAGCGGGUGGGCGAAUGGAAGUGAUCGGACCCGUGCCAUUCUUCUACCUCUGCGUCGUGCUCCGCGCCUGCGAAUCGUCGAUUCGGGCACGUCUCCGGGGAGAGAGCAGACCGGUUCGGAUAUAACUUGGUUAUCUUUCUACCCAAAUCAUCCAGUCUAGGAAACGCAAAUCCGUAGAUAGAUAAUUAGCAUGGGAGCCUUAGGGCAUGUAUUG
Molecule: messenger RNA, 3402 nt
Organism: Aspergillus ibericus CBS 121593
Lineage: Eukaryota; Fungi; Ascomycota; Eurotiomycetes; Eurotiales; Aspergillaceae
Product: exoribonuclease II
Exons: 2
Coding region: 54-3212 (1052 amino acids)
Biological process (GO): mRNA catabolic process
Cellular component (GO): exosome (RNase complex); P-body
Molecular function (GO): RNA binding; 3'-5'-RNA exonuclease activity
Source: RefSeq, a predicted model, not a curated record